Molecule: messenger RNA, 1314 nt
Organism: Paraphaeosphaeria sporulosa
Lineage: Eukaryota; Fungi; Ascomycota; Dothideomycetes; Pleosporales; Didymosphaeriaceae
Exons: 3
Coding region: 51-1214 (387 amino acids)
Source: RefSeq, a predicted model, not a curated record
ACUCAAUUCUUCAAUACCCCUCUACUCAUCUACACAUACACUCAGCAAAUAUGUCCGGAGCUAUGGAAAAGAUCAAGGCUAAGGUCGAGAACGUCCUCCACAAGGACAAGACUCAUGAUGACCCCACCGGCCCUCAUUCCUCCCACUCUGCCAACAAGGCCGACCCUCGCGUCGACUCUGACCACAUUGGCUCGACUGGCAACCACGGCACUGCCGCUCACGGCACCCAUGGCACUACUGGCCUUACCGGCAGCAACACUCACUCUUCCGGCUUGACCGGUAACACCACCCACGGCUCGUCAGGUCUCACUGGCAACACUUACGGCUCGGACCCCACUGGGCCUCACGACUCCCAUCUCGCCAACAAGGCUGAUCCUCGUGUUGACUCGGAUCGUUAUGGCGCCGCCGGCAACACCACCGGUGCCCACUCUUCCGGUCUCACCGGUACUGGCCACUCUGGCUCCGGCCUGACUGGUGGCAACACCCACUCAUCUGGCUUGACUGGCAGCAACACCCACUCAUCUGGCUUGACUGGCAGCAACACCCACUCAUCUGGCUUGACUGGCAACACCCACUCUUCCGGCUUGACUGGCAACACCCACUCCUCCGGCUUGACUGGCAACACCCACUCUUCCGGCCUCACCGGCAGCAACACUCACUCUCACGGAACCACUGGCUCCGGUCUCACCGGCAGCAACUACGGCUCGGACCCUACUGGUCCUCACGACUCCAAGAUGGCCAACAAGCUCGACCCCCGCGUCGACUCAACUGUUCCGGGACCUCACGGCAACAGCGGUGGGGCUCGCCAUGGUGCGUACGGCUCGGACCCUACUGGUCCCCACGACUCCCACCUUGGCAACAAGGCUGACCCUCGUGUUGACUCGUCGACCACCGGCGGAUACGGCAACACUCACUCCACUGGCGGCUACGGUGCUGGCAGCAACACUCACUCUUCCGGUCUCACCGGCAGCAACACCCACUCUUCAGGCCUGACUGGUAACAACCACUCUUCCGGCUUGACUGGCAGUAACACUCACUCUUCCGGUCUUACUGGCUCCGGUCACGGUGUUGGCGGCCUCUCCAGCGGUCCCGGCCCUGCUGAGAACACUGCGGGACCCCACAAGAGCGACAUGCUCAACAAGGUCGACCCGCGCGUCGACAGCGAUCUCGAUGGCUCCAAGACGUACAUGGGCAACAAGACCAGCGGCAUCUAGAGACCACGAGCUGACGGGAAAGGAAGGAAGCGGCACUUAUGAUAUCCCCGCGGGUAAUAAAAUUUGGAACCUGCCACCAUGUAUUAUUAUGAUCAUGGGC